CCUCUCUCAACUGAAUGCUCGUUGGCUGAUUUGAGGAAACGUUUUACUGGUGCCAUUCCACCAUGAAGGUCCAAAUUCUCUUCAUUUGUUGCAUCACCUCCAUUCUUAUCACGAUGGUAUCGUGCAAUGAUGGAGGUUUUAACAUCCACGGUGGGUACUAUGAGGUGUACACGUACAGUUCUCAUACCGGGAAGGGGGACGAAUUAGUAUCAACCAAGUAUAAAUGGGGUGAAUCCAGCGCCAACGGUAACAACAGGAAAGUGAUUGCCGGCACUGAGGGCAUCUGCUUUCAAACGUAUGACAGAUACUGCAAAUUGAAGUUGGUUGUCUCUGCUAAGAACGUCCCAAAUGAAGAGCACUACCAAAUCAAAGGAGCCAAAAUUGACAUUAAGGAUUACGACAUGACGUACGAUACAGAUAAAGCUGGUUUUGGCAUACAGCAGGAGUAUAAUGGGGUACAGAAGAUUAUGGUUGCAGAGGGGCAGAUCUGGAGUGGAAGUCUCAAAACGUGGGGAUACGGCUACCUUAGUCUCUACGUCAACAAAACCACUCGACCGUCCACUGCAGAUGCCUUCCUUGUUGAACGGAGAGAAUCUGGUAAUAGUAAAUUCUCUGAGGAGACGAUUGAGAUUGGCCAGAGAGACCUGAAAAGCAAAGAACAAUUUAUCUCAACAUUCAGAACCUGGACCAACAAGUGGACGACGGACUCAGUGACCUGGUGGAUAAUGUACAUAGCGCUGACAAAGGUGGUAAAAAAUGACGUCAUCUACGCCGAGAAGGAGGAGCAUGUUGUUGCUAAGAACCUCAUAAGCUCAUUGACAUUGGAGAAUUCAGGUUCAAAGGUGACUUCCAAUAGCUUUGCCAAAAUAGGCUCAACAGAAAGCAUAACCUUGGAGACUUCUACUAGUAUGGAAACCACGUUUGAUUUCUCCAUUGACGUGGGAUCGAGUGUGUCACUUGAAGUUGGUUUCGUCGCUGCUUCUGUUGAAGUCAACCUACAUGCUGGGCAUUCAAGCACAGAGGCGUCUAGUUCCACAACAUCAAAGACGACUCAAACUAGCAUUCAGUGGCCCUCUGACUGCCCGUCUGGGAUGAAGAUCACCAUCUCCCUCUACAAGAACACCAAGAAACAAUCUGUCCCAAUCGAGUUCACAUUCGAACGCAACGGAGUGCAGUGGAAGGAAAGGAAAAUCUUCGAAUCGACCGCGAACGAUAUAACACAAACAAGCGAGGAUUGUUGUUUGGUGGCUACAGCAAGUGACCUAUGUGGUAAAAGUAUCAAGAUGUGCUAGAUGUGCUUAGUCUUGGUGUAAUAUGCUACCACUGAUCACAUGAAUGAAACACUCAUAUCAACACUCGAACGCUAGUUGGCAGCAGACUCACAAUGUGAAUUGCCAUUGUUUACGUAGUUCUGAACAUGCGCACCAAGAACAAUGAAUUUCACCAGGGAAUUAAAUCACACAAACUCUCAUUUUACAUCAACACAAAAUACUGCACAAAUUAAGGUGUUAAAAUUGAAACCGUGAAUGUUGUCAACCCCCCCCCCCAACCCAACCCCCCCGCAAAAAAAAAACGAAAAACAUAUAACAUUGACUCUAAUUAUAAGUAUAGUUUAUUAAACACCCUUUUAUGUUAAUUAGUCGUAUAAAACACCACAUAGUGUCAAUUUUAACGCCACAGUUAAAUAGGAUAAGUUCUCUACAGACACAGGAUAAAUAGGAUAAGUUCUCUACAGACACAGCUACCCACAGAACUUAGAAUACCAAAUUUAGCAGUAUUUUCUUGAGGGCAUAUAAAAAGAAAAGCGCCCAAUAUUUCAAACAUAAGAUAAUAACCACGCCUCACUCUGUCAAUCAUGUAGCUUCAUAUACACCGCCACUUACUUUGCACAAAAAAGCUGAACCGGUUCGACCCUUGACCUCGAUUUUCAGACUAAAUUUUUUCACUUUUUAUUUAGAUAGUAGAUCCUAAUUUUUAUAAUAUCCGUUAGUUUAACUAUGGAGGAAGGAAGAGAAGGAGCUCGAACGAAGGGACUUCAAAAGUCGAACCCGUGGUACCGCAACCGUUUA
Messenger RNA from Asterias rubens (European starfish), 2069 nucleotides. RefSeq lists its product as uncharacterized. Lineage: Eukaryota; Metazoa; Echinodermata; Asteroidea; Forcipulatida; Asteriidae. Bases 63 to 1292 code for a protein of 409 amino acids. The transcript has 2 exons. The record is from RefSeq and is a predicted model, not a curated record.